Cavia porcellus (domestic guinea pig) is the source of this 5094-nucleotide messenger RNA. It is a transcript of the gene Arhgef37, whose product is annotated as Rho guanine nucleotide exchange factor 37. The transcript has 13 exons. The coding region runs from base 374 to 2389 and encodes 671 amino acids. Gene Ontology annotation, cellular component: cytoplasm. The record is from RefSeq and is a predicted model, not a curated record. NCBI's taxonomy places the organism in Eukaryota, Metazoa, Chordata, Mammalia, Rodentia, Caviidae. Gene Ontology annotation, molecular function: guanyl-nucleotide exchange factor activity; protein binding.
CUUUAAACCCCGCCCGCAGUGCACGGCGCGGGACGCCGGGCGCCUCUAGGAGCCGGCAGCAGAAAACAAGCCGGCUCCCGACACAGAAUUAACAAAGGCGGGAGGCCGGCCGUCCUCACCGCGCGCGCACGCAGCGCCCGGAGGAGCCCCCUGGCGGCCGAGCUCGCGGGGCGCGGAUCUGGACGGCGCUGGGGGCGCAAAGGCAGGGGGCGCUCGGCUCCCGGGCCCCGGACCCGCACCCGGCUUCCCGCCCCGCUCCCCACUCCACUUCCAGCGCUGCGUCCUGAGUCUGACAGCGGCGCCAGCCGCCUGAUCGUGCAGAUCCGAGCCUGUGUUCAGGUGGGAAACCGAGGCCCGGGGAGCACCUGCAGACAUGGCCCAUGGUGGGGCAGAUGAGCCCCCCUCGGAGAGUCUGGAUGGUGAUGUUCAGAGCCCCAAGGACAGAUCCUUGCUCCAUCAGAGCCUGGCCAUCAGGGAGCUCGUGGACACCGAGGUCUCCUAUUUGCACAUGCUGCAACUCUGUGCAUCGGACAUCAGGAGCCGUCUCCAGCAGCUCCCUCAGGGAGAUCUGGCUAUUCUGUUCUCCAACAUCGAUGAGAUCAUCCAGGUGAACAGCAAAUUUCUGCAUGGUCUGCAGGAGACAGCCUCCAAGGAAGAGGAGCAAGUGUACCUAAUUGGUAACUUAUUCCUGGGAUUCCAAGAGGACUUUGAGCAAGUCUACAAGGUCUAUUGUGCCAACUAUGACCAGGCCCUGCUGCUGUUGGAAGCGUACCAGAAGGAGCCAGAGCUGCAGCGGGAGAUCCAGACUAUCGUCCAGACUGUGCUGCCACAAGCUGGAUCGUCAGGCCUCAGUUUCAUACUGGUAAUUCCUCUGCAGAGGAUUACCAAGUACCCAUUGUUGCUGCAGAAAAUUCUGGAGAACACACUCCCCGAUGACAGUGCCUACCCUGUCCUUCAGAGGGCAACCUCUGCCCUCCAGGACGUGAAUGCCAACAUCAAUGAGUACAAGAUGCGCAAGGAAGUGGCCUCCAAGUACACCAAGGUGGAGCAGCUGACCCUCCGGGAGCGACUGGCCAGAAUCAACACGCACACCCUUUCCAAGAAAACCAACCGACUGAGCCAGAUGCUAAAGCAGGAGGCUGGGCUUGUACCCAGGACGCAAGACAAAGACUUCGAUGAUUUAGAGGAGAGAUUCCAGUGGGUGUCUCUGUGUGUGACGGAACUGAAGAACAAUGUGGCCGCUUACUUGGAUAACCUGGAGGCUUUCCUUCGCUUCCGGCCUCAUGAAUGUGACCUGGACAUCCCCAGUGGGCCUGCGGUGCAGUACUGUAGCCUGGCCAGAGACCAGCACGAGACCUUCCUGGAGUUUAAGCGACGACUGGAAGGGUUGGUGUGGUGCCCUCUGAACAGCCUGGCCAAAGUCCUGGUUGGCCCCCGAAACCUGAUCAAGAAGCGUCUAGAUAAACUCUUGGAUUUUGAGAGGCUGGAGGAGAAGCUGCUGGAAGUGGGCAGCGUGACCUAUGAGGAGGAGGCUGCCCGGCACACAUACCAGGCCCUCAACUCGCUGCUGGUGGCUGAGCUCCCGCAGUUUAACCAGCUGGUGGUGCAGUGGCUGAGCCAGAUCCUGCGCACUUUCGUGGCCCUGCAGAGGGAUCUCGCAGAGCAAGUGCUACAGAAGGCAGAGGGCAGCAUAGCUCAGCUGCCCCACCACUGCGUCUCCGAGCCGGCCUUCAGGAAGCUGGUGGAGGAUGCGAUAGGCCAAACCAGUAAACAGCUUCGCUCCUUUCAAGAGAACUUCGAGAAAGUGCUGCCGCCUCCCACCUCACAACCGCUCCUCCCAGGCUCUGAACGCCAGGUGCAGGCUCUUCUGAACAAGUAUGGCCCUGGGAAGCUUUACCAGGUGACAAGCAACAUCAGUGGAGCAGGGACUCUGGACCUGACACUGCCACGGGGCCAGGUUGUGGCCCUCCUUCAAAACAAGGACACCAAAGGCCACAGCAGCCGCUGGCUGGUGGACACUGGAGGACAUCGGGGCUACGUGCCGGCUGGGAAACUGCAGUUGUACCAUGUCAUCCCCAGUGAGGAGCUCAGAGGACAGGCAGAGCUGCGGCGCGGCUCUCACCGUCUAGCACCAGAGCCUGCCCCCACCCCAGCGCCCUCUGUCCCAGCUGUGACGCAGGUGGUAGCUGCGUACCCCUUCGUGGCCAGGAGCACACACGAAGUGAGUCUGCAGCCAGGCCAACCCGUGACCGUCCUGGAGGCUCACGACAAGAAGGGCAACCCCGAAUGGAGCCUGGUGGAAGUGAAUGGACAGAGGGGAUACGUGCCUUCUGGCUUCCUGGCCAGGGCCCCGAGCCCCAGCCCCUGGGGCUGGACUCUGCCCUCAUAGGGGGCCCUCCCUGGAGCCCGCAUUGCCAAGGGAUGGGAGGGGCUUUGAGGCUGUGACCCUGUUAGGAAGUGAAGCAAAGAAAGUACAGGAUUGGCGAAGGAGACCAGACCAGGUGAAUGGAGGCGCCUGGGUAGGUGGCCCUGAUCACUCAUUGUGUCUGUGGAAGGGAGCCUUUGCCACCUAGGGUCACAGCUGAAUGGCCAGGACUUGCCAUAGCUUGUAACCAGUUUUGCCUGUGCCUCUGUCUGGGCCUGGCUAUCACCCCGGUGAGUGUCACCUGUGCAGUUGCAGGGAAGAGACUAGAGAAGUACAGGACUACCUGGCCUUACCGUGCACUUCCUGUGUGUGCAAUCUGGGAACACAGGGCUGACUGGUCAGCUUUCGUUUCUCCAUGCUGGGAGCUGAGUUAUCUUGGACAGUUAACCCCUGGGAACCCUCUCCGUGGCAGUGGAGAGGUUCCCAGGAGACUCUUGCCUGGGCCUGGGAGUGGGUGUGAUGCCAUCACUGCUCUGGAAUGUGUAGGAAAAUUCCCAGGGAGCUCCAGGGUACAGGGGAUUUUGAUGGUGUGUCAGGUGAGGUGAAUAAUACCACCGGCACCUGUUGUAGCAUGCUGCCAUUUUCCCGGGAGUAGGACCUGCAAAUCAGUGCAGAAACUCUGAGGACGCCGUCUCCAAGCUGGUGGGUGGGGAGGCAAGGCAAUGGCACAGUUUCCUGAUUCUGCAUAAAAGAGCCGGGAACUCCAUGGUUUCAGGUUGCCUCCCAGGGUCAGUUACUGUGGCCUUGAUGCCAUAGGACACUACUCCAUUCCUCCCACCCAGGUUGUGAGACUGGCAUGAUGCCAAGGGUGCAGAGGCUCCUUGGGAACCAUAAAAUGUGACACCAGAGUCAGUACCAUCAGUGGUGUCAGGAUGGCUUUGGCCACCAGCAGAUGGGAGGGUCAUGCUGCCACCCCUCAUGCUUGUACCCAUGGCGGCAAAAGUAAUCUGCCGAUGUAGAAACGCAGGCUCUAUCAGGGUUCUUUCUCAGUGUGUUCAUUGUGGAUUUGCAGCAAGGAUUCUGCAUUCUCAGACACAUUUGUUGAGAGAUUGUGUGUGGGACUGUCACAGAGCGUACUCGUAGAGAGUAGCCAGACGACUGCUAGAUGAUACACUAUUUAAAGGGACCUCUGACAGACAUGCUGUCCAUAGGUGACUGCAUGCAGCAUGUGACUGUGCUAUAUCCUAGGUGGCUGAUCUCUUGAACUCUGAGUGACUCACCCCUUUCUUAAACCUGGAAACCAUGGCACCCUGCAAACUGUGUCCUGUCCCAGGCAGGCGGGCUGCUGGGGCAGCACUGGGUACAUCACGGGGACCGGGUAUAUUGCAGGCUUCUCAGAAAGGGGAAAAAGUGACAUACUGGGAUCUUCAUAUAGUUCAUAUUUGGAACUGGCCGCUGUGAGAAUGUGUGUGGAAUAGGUGGCAAUUAGAUUCAUUUCCAAGAAUGUCUCUGUUAUAACUAGAGUGCCUAACACUGUGAGCUCUGCUAUCUGAAGGGCUCUUGAGAAGUAUGUACUUGUCUGUGUCAGACAAUCUGUAAUGUGCCUCCUCUCAGCUUGUUAAAGCAUGAAGACUGCAUAAAGCCAGAGAACCGCAGCCCCCACAAUCCCUUCCUCAGCCCUAAAUUCACUUCACAAGAUGCUCUGGAUGCAUUUUCUUUUCUUUCCUGCUCAGAUUUCUGAUAAAAAUAGGGAUCAUAGGAGAAUAUGUUACGAAGUAGGAUAAGCAUUUGUGAGUCACACAGAUCCUUACUGGGAGCCCACUGUGUGCUGGGGCUCUGGUUUGGGGCUUUGCAGCAUGGCUGCUCACUGCAUUUGCUUUAAGCUAUGAUGCAAGCCAGAAGCUCACCCAGAGAGGCUCCUGGCGUGGCCUCGGGUGACCUGAGCUUUGCUCUUCAGGGAGCUCCCCGGCUGUGGGCAACGUGCAGCCAGGCCGAGGACCUCUGCCCUAGACGUGCAUGGUAGACACACAGACCUGGGAUCAGAGAUAGGAAGGGGUACACUAAAAUGUGCCCCAUCUGAGCUUUGUGCAGGCUGUUUAAACAGGCAGCACUGGAGGCAGUUUGAAAUAGGACAGCCUGUUCUUUCAGGUCCCAGAAUGUAUAUUUAUUAAGUGCCAUUAAAAGGGACCUGAACAAAAUUGGAUGUUCUUGUAGGCAUAAGGGAGAAAAAUGAAAUCUGCGUGGAACCAAGGCUAUCUUGUGAAGGGAACAUAAAAAUGUAUUCAGUAGCAUGUGGGUUAUGGUUUCUCAUAGACCAGGGGAUGAGAUUAAAAAUCAGUGAAGAGUGAGAAAAUGUGUAUUGGGAAGAAGGAGAACGGCCUGCAUUUUCUCCAGGGGGCUCUGUGUAAUGUGCCUUUUUACCCCCCACUCCCACCCCAUGCCUAGGACCAUUGUACUAUACCUCAUUUAUUUCCCUGGUGGCCUGUCAUGGGCUAACUGGCUGAGAUACUUCCUAAGAGCUGCACAGGACUUCCAGGAGGGGAAGCCUGGUCCACAAGGGCACCUCUACCCUCUGCAGCAGAGUGAGAUGUCUCUAACCCUCGGGGCUCUAACUCAGUCUUGGAUGUGAGGGCAUGAUUGCAAUGUCUGGGGAAAGAUGAAUGAAUUACUUGGUUGAACUCACUGAGUAACUGAUGUGAACUUUUGGGAAUAAAGGGCUUCAAAGAUGA